Argiope bruennichi is the source of this 1688-nucleotide messenger RNA. RefSeq lists its product as uncharacterized. The record is from RefSeq and is a predicted model, not a curated record. Lineage: Eukaryota; Metazoa; Arthropoda; Arachnida; Araneae; Araneidae. Bases 393 to 1574 code for a protein of 393 amino acids. The transcript is spliced from 3 exons.
CGGCAAAGGGCUGAAAUCAUUUGGUUUCGAUAGACGUGGAUGCUGCAUCGUCCGAUUUUUAAAGUUUUUCCUGAGAAAUCAGGUUCUUUGACUCGGCAAUCCUGUUCAUCUUCCCCAACAGAAUUCCUCAUCCUCAGCUCCCCGCCAUUUAACUGUUGCCCAUAGCAACGGACAAGGAAUGAUGGUUUCCAGUCCAGAUGGUUUUCACUUCAGGAAUCAAAAGAUUUUACUGAUCAACAUGGAUUCCGUUCCGACUCCAGGAGCAAAAAAAUUUCCUCAAAUUUUCCUGUUUUUAUAAAGCAUUCUACACAGUAUUAAUCUCCCUUUGAUUCUCACUUCGAUAUAGAAACAGACUAAAAUAAAUCCACUACUUGCAGCUCAUAAAAUACAUAAUGGCUUUGAAUUUUCUACCAUCUCUACAACAUAUAGCUGCUGUUAAAGUGGCAUUGGCUGUCUAUUAUGAUGACAUUAUCCACUCCUUUAACGAAUUCAUUCUGGCUGAUGAAUUCGAUCAAAUUGGUUCAUUUCAUAUUAGUCAGAGUCGGGAAGAGAGAGUAAAACAAAGACGAAAAGAAAUGAGAAGGCAAUUAUCCCCAUUACUCCCAAAGGCACUCGUAGACCAAGUCGUGAACAUCCUUCAGCCAAUAGUUGAUGAACUUUAUUUCUGGGUUAGAGACUAUAUUUGCGUCAUUAAAAAUAUUCAAAAGAGUCAUAUCGCUAAUAAUCUAUGCUGGAAGUCGGAAGGAACAAUCGACAGAAUAAAAACUUCGAGGCAACUCGUUCGAAACGAAAGCAUUGAUAAGCGAGUUCGCUUCGUUUUAGCAUGCAUUCAUUUUUGGGAGCAAGAUGUUCUGCAGUUAUGGCGAAGUAUGACAUCAAAAGAAAGGGGGAAAAUUUCUCGUAUAGACUCUAAUUUUGCUGUCGGAUUUUGGAUGAAAUGGUUGAAAAAAAAUGCUGUUUCCCCUUGGACACAAUAUUUCCCAGAAUACUUAAAUCUUGCCUCCCUUGAACCAAUAAUAAUUUUUGAUUAUAAGCAUAAAAAUAGUCGAAUAAGACUGAGCUCAUUUUUCGCUGAGUUGAACAGAUAUUAUAAGAACUUUUUCCUAGAUGGGUUUUGGCCAAAACACGCACAUAUCGAUGAUUUGUUUCAUUGUUACUAUUUAACUGCUGAGACUGAUCGUCCCGUAGUCUUUCCUUUAAAUACGAAAGCAAAACAUGUGCUCUGUGUUUAUAUAGACUGGCCUUUGCAGAGCCAUUUGUUUGAAGUGUUAAACAAGAUGUGGGACCAAUUAACUCCGAAUUGUUUUGAACAUCUCUUGCGUUAUAUAGUGAAUCAAAAAUUGUCGCACUCUAUGGAAGAUUUCGAUUACCUGAAACUUCUUAAGGAUUUAUGGAAUCGGAUUCCCGAUGAUGUCAAAGAAUAUAUCAAGGGGAAAACAACUUACCUUUUCGUUGAGCCAUUGCUGAGUUAUGAUGAAAAUACAAGCCCACUGUCGUUGGAGGAAACAUUGCAAGGUUGUAGAGAUUCGAUUCGUGUGGCGUAUGCUGGAUUCGGUUUUAAUUUUCAAUAUUGAUUUAUAGUAUAUAUUUGUUUAUCAGUAAACCUUGCAACAAGGUAAAGAUUUGAUUCAUUUUUCGAUUAUUGACUAAAAACUUUUUGUAAUAUAUAUAUAUAUAUAUAUAUAUAU